UCUUCCCCCAGAAUUAAGUCUUCGGCACCGGCAGUGCCACACUUCUGUCCUGUCUGAAAGGUGAGGUGGCAGUGGCCUUGCUGACAUUUCAUUCAGACUCCACCCGCGCGAGAGGCUUCUUACAGGGCUUCACGCCGUCACCCAUCACCACCGUCAACUCCAGGACGUCUCCCUGACGCCACAGGGAGACCCCGUACCCGCUGAUCGGUGGCUCCCCACUGCCCUGGCACCUCCUGCUGUCUCUGCGGGGUUGCCGUUCUGCGCACCACACAGAGAUGGGCGCCUACUCCGCGGGGCCCUGGCCUCUUGUCCUGCGUCCUGUCAUCAAGCCUUGUCCUGCUCCUUGUCAGGCAGACAAGCUUCGUUGCAUGCAGAGGCCACGUGAGCUCAUCCGUUUACUGGUAGCGGUUUUAAAGCUUGGCAACCCUGCAGCCGACCCCACCUCAAUUUAAGGCGAUUUUUCUGCGCGGAGACCCCUCCCCAGGCCCAGCAGGGGAUGCCUCACCCGAGCACCCGCAGGGGCCCUUUGCUGUCUCCAUGUGGCCAUUGCUGGGACUGCACCAGCCCGCUGGGGCCCUGGGCUCUGGUGUGACCACUGCCCACCCCACUAGUGCCCCCACAAAGCCCCCUGUGCACCCAGCAGGGCUGGCACCGGUCUCCUCCAGGAAGCUGAGGCAGCCCGUGUGGACGCUGCGGGACAGGUAUGAGGCUCCCACCGACCCGCUGCUGUCUGGGCCUGUGAGGCCAGUGGCACCCAGGGACCACACGGGCCAGGUGCGGGCAUACAAACCCUGCCCCGGCUGCAGGUGCAGCCGUGUGCUGGGAAGAUCCCAGUCCGGCAGCUGUGCGACUUGGCCCUGCUCCCUCAUUUAUUCCCAAGUAUAAAGGAGACCCUUCCAUGGCCAGGCCCCGCGCUCCGGUCUGGGAAACAGCGCCAACAGGCCGCCAGCGGGCUAGUGCAGCUCCUGCUGUCAUGAACUUGACAGUGUGCUCGGGCAGGGUGGAUGGCAAAUAGUCAAGGAGAGAAUUCAGAUUAUGCUGAAGUCGCCAGGAAAGGGACGGGCAGUGAAGCCGGGGUUUGGGGAAGGCUGCUUGGAGGAGGCAGAGGGUGAGAAGUAACCCGGGGAGCAGGUGCUUCCAGUGAGGGGCCUCGAGGGAACGAGGGGGCCGUGGGGUGGGAGGGCGAAAGAGGCCUGGGGCGGGCUGGGCACGGGUGGGCUGGCGCUUCGAUGACUCAGGACAAUUUCAACAAGGGACGCGUCCGGUUUAGGCUUUACACGGUUUGCUCCGGGCAGCGCGCGGAGAGCGGACUCAGGACGGGGGGUGUGGGGCCAGGAGAUGACAGGCACGGAUGGGCCCCUAAACCAAGGCGGGGACACGCGGGGACAUGCAGGGACAGGUGCCUGCUCCUCUGCUUGGGAGGCAGCCCCGCAUGGCUGAGGCUCAGGGCUUGCGGAGGGCUCCCUGGGGGGUCUGCCGGCUCCGGGGGCCUGUCCCUUGGUCCUUGCUUGCUCUUAAGGGACAGCUGACAUAGUGUGUGUGUGAGUGUAUGUGUGUGUAGCGGUUUAUGCUUUUUAAAAAUUGAGGUUUUGUUUACAUGCAGUAGCAUUCACCCUCCUUGUGUGUUUCCGUAAGUUUAGACAGACGCAGAGUCCAUCACCCAGAGCAGGCGCUCAGCCACUCCCGCCCGCACCUGCCAACCGUGGGCAGCCUUCUGUCCCCUCGGGUCUGCCUGUUCUGGAACGUCGUAGAAAAGAGGCCAGGCUGCAGCCUUCCCGACUGGCUUCCCUCUCAGGAUACUGCAUCUGGUUUACCCAGCUUGUGACGGGGUCAGCAGUCUCAUCACCCGGAGGCUGGGGUUGCUCCCCUGUGCCCUGGGGGGCAUUUGGUCCUUUCUGGGGGGGGGGAGUUGACAGUAAGGCCACAUGACCAGCCACAGGCAGGUUUUUGUGAAAACGUGACUCCUUUCUCUGGGGUAAAUACAUGCCCAGGUGUUGACUACGGAGUCCGGUGCUAAAAUGGUUGUUUUCCUUCCUAAGAACCUGCCAGAGCAUCUCGGAGUGCUGCCCCGGCCUUCUCCCCAGUCCAGCCGUGACCGUCUUGAUCCGGCUGCUGUGUCCCCCGUCCCCACCACCAGCACCCGGAGCCGCUCCACUUGACGGCAGUUUCCAUUUGGGAAUCUUUUCAAAUCUUUCGCCUGCUUUUUUUUUGGUUUGUUUUAAUUGGGUUGUUUGUUUUUUUUUAUUGUUGAGUCUUGCGAAUUGUCUAUAGAUUCAGGAUUUAAGUCCUUCAUCAGAGGGGUGUUUUGCAAAUGUUUUCACAGGAAGGCUUCGCUGCGGGUUCUCUGGUGACUCUGGGACCUGGCUGAGAGCCACCGGCCUCCUGGACCCUGUGGGGGCGGCGAGCAGGAGCCUCAGCUCUGCCCCUCCCUCCACAGUGUGGGCCACACGGUGUUCCUCAAAUAGUGUCCCUGGAGUGCUCCGUGUGGAUGUGGCAGGUCACCUGGAGAAGCCUUGCCAGCUCGAGCCCCCCCAGCCCUUGGCGCCUCCCUGGCGACUCUCUGAGCCACAUGCUUAUGCAACCAGUGAUAAGGUGGCCGCGACACCGUAAUCCACCCUAAGUGACCGCCCAGCCCCACCUUCCACACGGGCUUGCAGGAGGCCCAGCUGGGGGUCUGGGGAGUGAGGGGCGCCCAGGCCUCUGAUAUCACCUCUGUCAUAGCUGCGCUGGCCAGGCUCUGCCCCAAGACAAGGUCCAAAGUCCUGGCCCAAUGGUGGCUCCAGUCCUAUGCAGGGAGGUGAGGACUCUGGGGACCCCAGAGCCCGGGUGGGAGCCCGCUGGCAGAGCAACCCACCCCUGGCUGCCUCUCAGCAGCACCCCUGAGGGCCCAGGCCCCACCUUGGCCAAGGUGGAGGCAGACAGGUGCGUGGGGUGAGUCAGGGGAGAGCCUGGCUCUCUGCACACUCCAGGAAGCGACUCCUGGAGCCGGUGGGGACACUCGAGCGAUUGUGCCACACAAUGGACAAAGAGGGGCUGGAGUUUCCGGGGUCAAGGUGCCUUCCGAUCCCCAACCUGCCGCUGCGGGCUGGGGUAUAAAGCUGGGCCGGUGGGGCGCCAGUGGCCUGGGUGCCAGGGACCAGAGGACAGGCGACAGGAUGGGGGCCACCCUGCUAAGCCGUGUCCUGGUGCUGCUCUGGGUGACAUCGGCUGGGGCUGAGGUCCUGGUGCAGCCUGAUUUUGAUGCCAAAAAGUUCGCAGGCCUCUGGUACGUGGUCGCCAUGGUCUCCGACUGCAAGGUCUUCCGGGGCAGCAAGGACCACCUGCUGAUGUUCACCAGCAACGUCACGGCCACGGCGGAGGGCAACCUCAGCGUCCACAUGGAGGUCCCCGGGCCUGACGGCUGUAACCAGAUGGACGCCGAGUAUCUGAGGACUGGCUCCCAGGGGCACUUCCGAGUCCCCACGCUGGGCUACCUGGACGUGCGCGUCGUGGACACGGACUACAGCUCCUUCGCCGUGGUCUACAUCUACAAGGAGCUGGAGGGGGCGCUCAGCACGCUGGUGCAGCUCUACAGCCGGACCCAGGAAGCGAGCCCCCAGGCCAUGAAGACCUUCCAAGACUUCUACCCGACCGUGGGGCUCCCCCACGACAUGAUGGUCGCAUUGCCCAAGUCAGAUGCCUGCUCUUCGGGGGGCCAGGGAGCACCCUGACAGCUGGGAGACCCACAUCGGCCCUUCCCAGUUCUGGAGGCCAGAGGACCAAAAUCAAGGUGUGGACAGGGCUGUGGCGGGAGAAUGUCCCGUCCAGAGUCUGGUGGUGGCGGCCUCACUCCCAUCUCUGUCGGCCUCUGCGGCCACAUGGCCGGACUUCCCUCUUCUUACCAGGACACUAGUCGGGGCGGUGGAGGGGGGUGAGGUCCGCCUAAGUCUGGGGCUGUCUCAUCUCAAGGUCCUGCACUAAUUACAUCUGCAAAGACCUCAUUUCCGAGUAAGGUCACAGUUGGAGUUCAAGUGGACUUGAGUUUUGGGGACAUGAUCCAGCCCAGUACAUCCUGUGUCCUCGCGGCCUCUGGCUCGCACCCCCGACCCCCGCCCCUGGUCCUCGCCCUCUCCCCAAGGGUCCUGCGAGGCGGGAACCACCACCCUCCACCGUCACAGGGGACGUGGAUACACACGGGCUCUCGGGGACACCGGGCAACCAUCAGACCCUCAGCCAAGUUCAUUGUGAGGAGUUAGGGGACCUACAUAAAACAGGAAUAACAGACGCAACGUGACAGUCCCCGGCUUCGGGCGGUGCCCCUGUGGCCUCUCCUGGCAGGAUGGGUUAGGUGUUGGCCGGGUGGGAACUUCCUGAGUGGCCUGCAGGCAGGGUCCCUCUGGCCUCCAGAGCUUAGUGCUCUCCAUGGCUGGCCUGGAUUUGCUCAGUGCUGGGACCCUGGAGCUAUGUGCAUGUUCCAGACACCUGACCUGGUGGGAGGAAGGGGUCAAGUUGUCCUCAGGAAGGUUCUAGAGCCAGAGCGCUGUCUUCCUGCCCUGUGCCCCACCCCCCAGGUUUCUCUUAGAAAGAAAAAUCAGCUUUCAGGGUAAAUUCUCCGAUGCCCCCCCCCACCAGGGGUUGAGUCUAUGGUUUCAUUGUGGUUUACUGGCUAUUCUGGGGCUUUCUUGCCACACCAGCCCCCUCACCGCCAGCCAGAAAGUGAGCAGGGCCCCGGGCCCUGGGUGGCAGAUGGGGGACAGCUCCGGUGUGUGUCCACAUGUGUGGAAGUUGUGGUGGCGGAAGCAACUUGUACAGCCUUUGGGGUGAAGAGUGAAGGGGGGGCCGCUGUGUGUGGGAAGCAGCUCCGAUGUCUGAGGAGUGACCGCGCCUUUCCUGUCU
Sus scrofa (pig) is the source of this 4875-nucleotide messenger RNA. The record is from RefSeq and is a predicted model, not a curated record. NCBI's taxonomy places the organism in Eukaryota, Metazoa, Chordata, Mammalia, Artiodactyla, Suidae.